Coregonus clupeaformis (lake whitefish) is the source of this 2605-nucleotide messenger RNA. Its product is annotated as FAS-associated factor 2. Gene Ontology annotation, molecular function: ubiquitin binding. The transcript is spliced from 11 exons. Gene Ontology annotation, cellular component: endoplasmic reticulum. The record is from RefSeq and is a predicted model, not a curated record. Lineage: Eukaryota; Metazoa; Chordata; Actinopteri; Salmoniformes; Salmonidae. The coding region runs from base 40 to 1377 and encodes 445 amino acids.
AAUCGUUCGCGAACUGCACGUCACUGUUGGCGAGGUAAGAUGGCGGCGCCAGAGGAGCAGGAAUUAUCUCAGGCGCAGACCGAAAAACUCCUUCAAUUUCAGGACUUGACAGGCUUGGAGUCUAUGGACCAAUGUCGUCGCACAUUAGAACAACACAAUUGGAACAUCGAGGCUGCGGUGCAGGACAGACUGAACGAGCAGGAAGGAGUUCCCAGUGUGUUCAACCCUCCGCCCUCCAGACCCUUACAGGUCAACACAGCAGACCACAGAGUGUAUAGCUAUAUCGUCUCCAGGCCACAACCCAGAGGAUUAAUAGGAUGGAGUUACUACAUGAUAAUGCUACCUUUCAGAUUGACAUAUUACACACUUCUGGACAUAUUCAGGUUUGCCCUGCGGUGGGUCAGGCCAGACCCUCGUGGACGCGUCACAGACCCUGUGGGUGACGUUGUCUCUUUCAUCCAUAGUUUUGAAGAGAAGUACGGUCGAUCGCAUCCAGUGUUUUACCAGGGAACAUAUAGCCAGGCAUUGAAUGAUGCCAAACGUGAGCUUCGCUACUUGUUAGUUUACCUCCAUGGAGAGGACCACCAGGAUACAGACCAGUUCUGCCGCUCCACGUUAUGUACAGAAGAGGUCCAGACCUUCCUCAACACCAGAACGCUGUUCUGGGCCUGCUCCACCAGCAAGCCUGAGGGAUACAGAGUGUCCCAGGCGCUGCGUGAGAACACCUACCCGUUCCUGGCCAUGAUCAUGCUGAAGGACCGUAAGAUGACGGUGGUGGGACGUCUGGAGGGGCUCAUCCAAUCAGAGGACCUCCUCAACCAGCUCACCUUCAUCAUGGAGGCCAAUCAAACCUACCUGAUGUCUGAACGCAUGGAGCGGGAGGAGAGGAACCAGACGCAGGUGUUACGGGCGCAGCAGGACGAGGCCUACCUGGAGUCGCUGAGAGCCGACCAGGAGAAGGACCGGAGGAAGAGGGAGGAGCAGGAGAAGGUCCAGGCGGAGGAGGAGAUGGUCCGGCAGACCGUUCUGGCCGAGGAGAGGAGGAGGAGGACGCUGGAGGAAGAGAAGGAGCGCAAGUCAGAAUGUCUUCCCCCCGAGCCCACAGCAGACGACCCUGACAGCGUCAAGAUAGUUUUCAAACUGCCUAACGACACCAGAGUAGAGAGGCGCUUCCUCUUCCAGCAGUCUCUGACGGUAAUAUACGACUUCCUGUUCUCAUUGAAGGAGACCCCGGAGAAAUUCCAGAUAGUAACAAACUUCCCUCGCCGGGUUCUGCCCUGCCUUCCCACGGAGGAGCAGCCCAAUCCUCCCAGCCUGAAAGAGGCCGGCCUCAGCCGUUCCGAGGUCCUCUUUGUUCAGGACCUCACGGAAGAUUGACACCUAGCUAACCUUCUCCUCCACCUCCAACAUGGAACCUUCUCCUCCACCUCCAACAUGGAACCUUCUCCUCCGCCUCCAACAUGGAACCUUCUCCUCCGCCUCCAACAUGGAACCUUCUCCAACAUGGAACCUUCACCUCCAACAUGGAACCUUCUCCUCCGCCUCCAACAUGGAACCUUCUCCUCCACCUCCAACAUGGAACCUUCUCCUCCAACAUGGAACCUUCUCCUCCACCUCCAACAUGGAACCUUCUCCUCCGCCUCCAACAUGGAACCUUCUCCUCCGCCUCCAACAUGGAACCUUCUCCUCCGCCUCCAACAUGGAACCUUCUCCUCCGCCUCCAACAUGGAACCUUCUCCUCCGCCUCCAACAUGGAACCUUCUCCUCCGCCUCCAACAUGGAACCUUCUCCUCCGCCUCCAACAUGGAACCUUCUCCUCCGCCUCCAACAUGGAACCUUCUCCUCCGCCUCCAACAUGGAACCUUCUCCUCCGCCUCCAACAUGGAACCUUCUCCUCCGCCUCCAACAUGGAACCUUCUCUUCCACCUCCAACAUGGAACCUUCUCCUCCGCCUCCAACAUGGAACCUUCUCCUCCACCUCCAACAUGGAACCUUCUCCUCCGCCUCCAACAUGGAACCUUCUCCUCCGCCUCCAACAUGGAACCUUCUCCUCCAACUGUUCUGUUGUUUCUUCACCCAUUCUGUUUGUCUAAAUGGCCGAUAAGGGAUCACUGUCUGAAAUAACGAAACAAACUCUCUAACCCAAAAUAAUUUAGCCCCGCUCCAUCCCCGGCCGCCCGGCCCGCCCUGAUGACUCCUCUCGCCAGUUCAAUUUGGUUCUGUUUAAAAGGAGAGCAAUGUGAACUGCCCUCCCUGUACAUACGUUAGAUAUAUUUAAAUAACAAGGCUGGAAAAAGCACUACUUUUUUUUUUUUUUUUUUAUUCAAUCAAAGUUGACUCUAUAAUGUAAUUGUCAUGAGAUGACCAAACAGGCGAGGGUUGAGUUCCGUACCGCCGGAGUAGGGCAGCCUGCCUGCAGUUUAAGACUACAACACAGUUCAAGAAGAAGAAGAGGCCACAGCUUUGAUGUGGCUUUACCUAUCUAUAGUAUAACAGUCUGCCUGUGGUGAUUCAUAGAUGCCUAUUUCUCCUGUAACAUCGGAAUGGGUUGGUCAUGUAAAGAUGUCAUUUUCCAACAACUAUAAAUUAAACAUUUUAAAAUGUC